AUGGCUCACAGUGCAAGCUCUUCAACGAUGGGAUACAAAAACGAAAAGGGGGUUUUGUGUAACUGCAAAACGCUAGCACGGGUUGUACAAGCUUGGACAGACGACAACCCAGGACGACGAUUCUACAGCUGUAAAGGACGAAAGGUUGAGCAAGGGUAUGAAUCUUGUAACUUUUUUCAGUGGUAUGAUGUUGAGAGACCAUAUGGGUGGCAACAUCAAGCCUUGUUGGAGGCGAGAGAUAUAAUGCGUGCCCAAAAGGAAGAGAUUAAGCAGUUGAAGGAGUCUAUGAGAGGAUUAACUCAUGAUAGGGAAAGACAAUUGGAGAUUCCAAACUCGGUAUUGGAAGAGUUGAAAGCAAGUCGCGAAGAAUGUGAGGGACUUAAGCGUGAAGCACUGGUACUAAGCGAGAGGAGCAGAGUGUAUCGAAAUGUCCUAAUAUCCUCGACUUUCGGAUUUGUUGUGGUUACUGGAGUCAUGGUGGCGAUGGUUAAGCAUUAG
Molecule: messenger RNA, 498 nt
Organism: Eruca vesicaria subsp. sativa (arugula)
Lineage: Eukaryota; Viridiplantae; Streptophyta; Magnoliopsida; Brassicales; Brassicaceae
Source: the annotation of a GenBank genome assembly